GAGAGAUGCUCCAUUCCUAUCUCACCGCGUGUCCGACUGGUUUCUCGUAGGUGCACUCUGCUGGGUUCUUCGAGGCCUCCACGUUCGUCCCUGCGCUCUUUGCAUCUUCCCAGAGUUGUUGCACGCCCAGCGUGGAGCGUUCGGUUCACCGAGUGCUUUCUGCUCGCUGGUCCGCUGCGGAACUCUGUGUCGUAGACGCGUUUCCAGAGGACUGAGUUCACUGCGUUGUUAGAACUUACGUAGCUUCCGGUAAACGCUACGGUGCAUGUCGGAGUUAGGGCUCCCUGCACUGGAGACACCAGCAGCCUCAAGCCGGAGAACUCAACGCUCUCCCCGCAGACCCCGGCUCCCCCUCCUGACUUCCGGUGCCUCAGACCCUUCUCUUCUCAGUUCAGUGCAACCUGCUUGUGACUCCGCCACCAGAGCACGUCCCGUAGGCAACACAGUGUCGAUGAAGCAAAAGAAGAAGAAAAUCCCGACUAGGGUCUCUGGGACAAAUGGAGACGAAAAGACCUCCGAGAAACCUGUUCCAGAGGAAGCUCCCCCCAGUGCUGAGGCCCAGGCGGAGCAGCUGGCGAGGGAGCUGGCCUGGUGUGUGGAACAGCUGGAGCUGGGUCUCAAGACGCAGAGACCCACCCCGAAGCAGAAAGAGCAGGCUGUUGGGGCAAUCCGAACCUUGCGCAGUGAGAAAACUCCCUUGCCUCGGAAGAGACAGCUGAUGCGCUCCUUGUUUGGGGACUACAGGGCUCAAAUGGAUGCCGAAUGGCGGGAAGCCCUGAAGGCCCUCAGGACUGCUACCCAGUCAGCCCGGGUCCAGCUUGUAGGCGAUGAGGCCAGAAAGAAGAGCGGAAGGGUCUGCAGGCCUCGUCCAGCGGGAAGAACCAAGGCCACUGUGGACUCUACUGAUGAAGAGUUUCGGUUCAAUUUCUUUUAGAUGCUCCUACAUUCUGGACUAGUCAUCCUCCUCUAGCGUGGUGUGGGGAUUUGUCUUGAGUGCAGGGCCCGGCUAGGAAUUGCUCUCAGCGGAAGUGGGAUUGGUUUGUCCCUAUCUGGUGUGUGGAUGGGAAGCUGCUGGCCCUGAGAGACUCCUUAUGGGAACUUUUGGAGGAGAUGAUCCUCCGGUCAGAAGAGAGACGCAUUUGGGAACUCCUCUGUGAUAAGCCUGCUUGUUGGGUGGGUUGUAGAAAGAAAUGGUCCUCCGGUCACUGGGAGUAGCUGUUGGCGGUGAGGAACUGAAGAAGCUGUGUAAUUACUUACACAUAGCGCUCACUUUGAACGGAUGCCCUGGCCAUUGGCUUAGAGCUUUAUCUAUUGUUAGCGCACCCUAAUAAAUAUUUUUUUCUAUACACAAAUACUUUAUUACUGCAAUAUACACAAACUAUAAAGGAAUAAGAAGUUAAAAUAUCCGCAUUGUAACAAGCAGGUGGCAGUUGAACGUCCGGGGUGGAGAGAAGGCUGGGACGGACUGCAGUGGAUCGGAUUCCCGUGGUAGAAAGGUGUCUUCAGCGGCGAAGGGGGUCCGGGUGCAGCAGCUUCUCAACCACACUUUCCUCGCUCAGGCUCCAUUCAGGGGGAGAUGUGCAAUCUGCUGCUCCUCAGGCAGGUCAGAACUCUCAAAAUCUGGAGGACUGAAAGGGAAGAGCUUUUCUAUUUCUGGGUAGGUGUCAUCAGAAGCAGGAACAGAGCUUUUGGUCUUAGUAGGCUUCUUGGUGAUCUUUAGUGCUGAAGCAUGUGCACGUGUGUCUUCCUGUCCCACACUCACCUUCUUGACAGUUGAAGUUGGCGGUUUUUGUUUGAGGGGCUUAUUAGUCUCCACCGGCUUUCCUAUAACCCUGUUGACAGUUCCCAGAGCCUUUCUGCUGGCUUUAGGCAAGGCUGGAGCAUCGAACACUUUGCCAGCUUGUGGUACUGAGACCUGCAAGUUCCCAUCUAAGGCCUCGACACCAGAGCCCAACUUCAACCAGUCCUUGGAUGCCAAAGGGCUGCCUCGGUCUUCAUUAUCCUUAUCAACAAAGACCAGACUAGCCAUCCUGGAUUACUCCGCGAUAUCCUACCAGCCUCACCCCUUACAGAAGACUCUAGGCCCUAGAGUCUAGGGUGUCUAAGCCCUUCCUGGACUAAAGAAUCCUUCUAGCAAGUAUGUAGUUCUUGGUCAAGUCAAGUCAUCAUGUAGUUACCUGUACCCGGAGCCUGCUUCAGGGAGAAUUUAAGGCACAUGCCAGGUUUUGCUUAGGUUACUAAGCUAUAUCUGGAAAGGGCACCUUCACAGCAAGCCUUGAAGUCCAGGGAGACUAUCUCCAAUGGUUUGGGUGUUGAUGAAUUAUUACUGGGGAUAGAAGAAGUUAAAUAUCUGAGUGACCAAGGUUGCCUGCAGGGAAAAUCUCCUAGAGGGAAAAUACAGUCAUAACAAGAGAAAAGUCCUACUUUAUUAACCAACACCAGGGAUGUUGUCCUGGGGAUCAGCAUCAUAUUAGAGGAGAUUUGCUCUUCAUUCUUCUGACACCAGACUGUUCUGUGAUUUGAUCCAGAAAAAGAGCCACAUAGAAUAUUGGAAACGUUAAGCCAAGAUCAUCCUAGGAACCUUCUAUAACGCUGUAGAUGCAGAGCUGACGGGGAUACUUCUCCAUGCGAAUGGUACCAGGGAUCCUGUAGGUGUUUUGUAUAGAAAGUUCUCAUGGGGCUAGAGAUGGCUGUGUUGAUAAACUGCUUGCCCUGAAAGCACAAGGACCUCAGUUCGUUCCCAGAAGCCACACGAAAACACCAUGUGUGGUAGCAAACAUUUGGAAUUCCAGCAGUGGUGAGGCAGGGGCAGGAAGAUUCCUUGGGCUCAGUAGCCAGCCGGAAUAGCUCAAGAGAUGAACCAUGGGUAAAAUAAAAUAAAAAACAAGAUGAUCCCUAAGGAUGAACACUCAAGGUUGUCCUCUGGCAUUGACAUGAAUACACACAUGUGCAUACAUGCCUGCACAUGCAUGGAACUUCUUGCCAGCAAGAAGCCACAGGCUGCCUCAGAAUCUGUAAUGAUUGUAUACCCUUAGACAA
Chionomys nivalis (European snow vole) is the source of this 3039-nucleotide messenger RNA. It is a transcript of the gene C17H8orf33, whose product is annotated as chromosome 17 C8orf33 homolog. The record is from RefSeq and is a predicted model, not a curated record. The coding region runs from base 266 to 934 and encodes 222 amino acids. NCBI's taxonomy places the organism in Eukaryota, Metazoa, Chordata, Mammalia, Rodentia, Cricetidae. The transcript has 5 exons.